GCGCGUGCUCAGUUGCUCCACCGACCCGGGGGCCAGGCCCCGCCACCUGCUGCCCAAUCAUAUCCGACUCCCUCCGGCCUGGUCCUUCAUAUUUCGGAGUGCUCGCUCGCGCGUCCUUAAGCUCUCCGCGGGCGCGCGGGGCUCUCUCUGGCAGCAAUCAAUGAUGCCUGGAAGUUGACGUACACAUAUAUUCAGAAAUGUUUUGCCACCUGAGACCUGUAAGGAGCUUAUGUCUGGAGAAGGUAUUUCCACACUGGUUUUCCUACUCAAGAGCUUUCUCAGGAGCCGAAGCCGUCAAUGCUUUGAGGCCAUUCUAUUUUGCAGUGCAUCCAGAUUUCUUUGGCCAGCACCCCAGAGAAAGGAAAGUUAAUGAGAACUCUCUUCAGAAACUAAGUGUCUACUUAGAAAACCUCCAGAAACCGGGCUUCAAGUCUUUGAAACCGACUCAGCUCACGUUUUAUGUGAGAGAAACAGAUCAAAAUUCCUCUGAUGGCCAGGAAACCUUCAGUCCUGUCGGAUUUCGAGCAGUCAAAUUUACUUUGCACACCAGAGAUCUGCUAAGCACAGUAUUAUAUAUUCUCAACUCCUGCAGUUUGUCAGUUGAACAUGUCCAAAGCUUGAAUAGCAGUGCGCAUCCCCAGCCUCUCAAAGAGGCGAAAAGGGUGCCUGACAGGCCCAUCAAAUGGGACAAGUCUUAUUACUCCUUUACUGGAUUCAAGGACCCGGAUGAAGACCUCGAACAAGUCUCGAGAGCGGAAACCACCCUAACAUCCUGGUUAGAUAACAAUGGGAAACGUGCAGUUAAAAAGCUGGAGAACAGUUUGCCACUUAGAAAAGAACUAGAUCGUCUGAAAGACGAACUCUCUCAUCAGCUGCAGCUCUCAGACAUCAGGUGGCAACGGAGCUGGGGCGUCGCCCACCGCUGUAGCCAGCUGCAGAGUUUGGGCCGCUUGGCACAGCAGAACCUGGAAACACUUAAAAAUGCAAAAGGACGCACGGUGAUGUUUACAGACCGCUCCGGGAUGAGCGCAGUGGGCCACGUGAUGCUGGGGACGAUGGACGUCCACCACCACUGGACCAAGCUUUUUGAAAGAUUACCAAGUUACUUUGACCUUCAGAGGAAGCUGAUGUUUUUAGAAGACCAAAUAAGCUAUCUGCUAGGCGGCAUACAAGUUGUUUAUAUUGAAGAAUUACAGCCAGUAUUGACACUGGAAGAAUACUACUCUCUUCUUGAUGUGUUCUAUAACCGACUACUGAAGAGCAGAAUACCUUUCCACCCUCGAAGUCUGCGUGGUUUACAAAUGAUCCUCCACAGUGACAGAUACGCUCCAAGCCUGCAUGAUCUCGGGCAUUUUAACAUCCCGACCCUCUGUGAUCUCGCAAACCUACAGUGGUUCAUUCUCACCAAAGCCCAGCAGGCAAGAGAGAACAUGAAGAGGAAAGAUGAGUUGAAGGUUAUUGAAAGUGAACUGAUACAGGCUUCCACGAAGCAGUUUGCCCUGGAAAAGUUGUAUAAGGACCCCAGUGUCUCAAGUGUCCAAAUGGUGGACUGCUGCAGGAGACUCCUGGACCGGCCACUGCCCUGCCUGCGGGGCAUGCGCCUCUGUGUCUCCAGUUUCUACUCUGUCCUGCAGGAUGGCGACCUCUGCAUCCCUUGGAACUGGAAAAAUGGAAAAGCCACCAAAUAA
Molecule: messenger RNA, 1688 nt
Organism: Artibeus jamaicensis (Jamaican fruit-eating bat)
Lineage: Eukaryota; Metazoa; Chordata; Mammalia; Chiroptera; Phyllostomidae
Gene: TCAIM
Product: T cell activation inhibitor, mitochondrial
Exons: 11
Coding region: 198-1688 (496 amino acids)
Cellular component (GO): mitochondrion
Source: RefSeq, a predicted model, not a curated record